AUGACCAACUAUGAAGAUAAUUUUCCUUGUGACGAAUAUUAUUAUUAUAACAAUGACUGUUCAAAUGAUAUCAACUACUGUUAUGACGCUGACGUUAAUGAAACAGAAUAUUCUAAUGUAUCCUGUGACGAAUUUGAACCAUCAAAAUAUCUUCAGAACCCACUUCAGGAUCUUCAGAAUUACCGCCUCUGUGAUAGACCAGAACUCAUAGAAUUAAAUUGCGACCCAAAUCUAAAACUUCCCUACAUUUAUUUAGAAGAAAUAGAUGCAAAAAUGAUGAUUGAUACAGGUAGUAUGCGGUCUUUUCUUAGUCCUCGGAAAGCUUAUGAGUAUUUUAGUGACUCUAUUAGAAAAGAGCAAUUUCAAGUAAAUAGCACCCAUGCUUCAAGUAGACAUGAUGAAGUGAUAGAAAUUCCUCUCUUACCUAGUUUCAGAAACGAAAAUUGGCAUAAGUUCUAUUUAUAUGAUGUAGAUGACCGUUAUGAUGGACUUAUCGGUAACGAUCUUUUACAACAAUUAGGCGCGGAGAUUGUAGCUAUUGCCAUCGCCAUUGAUGAAGAGGAAUCAACAGCAAGUAGAAAUGGAAGAAAAAAUGUAAGAAAAUGGGGAGUGUACCCUAUUUGGAGAAAGCGCCGUUAUGAAGGAGAAUUUUUUACCCUAUGUAGAGAUUUACCUGAUAAUGAAGACAAAUUCUUUGGAUGUUUUAGAAUUUCUAAAGAUAACUUUCAAAUCUUACUACAUAAGUUAUCGGCUGCCCUUAAAAGACAGCAGACAAAAUUUCAGUCACCAAUAACACCUGAAGAAAGAUUAGCAGUAUGUAUCAGUAACGGCAGCGGCAUAAAUAAUGUUGAAGGCAUUGGGUCAGGAAUCUGCGAAUCUAAAUGUAUUGGGGCUGGUGACUGCGACGGCGGCGGUGGCGGUGUACUUGAGGUAGAUUGCGAUGGUGCAGAAAUUGUUGACAUUGGCGAUGAAUUUUAUAUAAAUGAAUUAUUAGAUUCAGAUGAGCUCCCAUUC
Molecule: messenger RNA, 1014 nt
Organism: Brenthis ino (lesser marbled fritillary)
Lineage: Eukaryota; Metazoa; Arthropoda; Insecta; Lepidoptera; Nymphalidae
Source: the annotation of a GenBank genome assembly